AUGAAAUUGGCUGUAUGGGAUGGCCUACAAAACAUUGAACAGAACGUCCUAACUCCCACGAAAGUCGAGCCCAUCCGCAAGCUCGCCGAUGCUAGCCUUAUGAACGUCGAAGCCACCUCUUCUGUAACCCCGAAAUGGGUACCGCCAAAAGCCAAUGACGAGCAAGUGACGAAGAAAGCCAUCCACCUACAAUCGAACCAUGCGUACCCCGCAUUCCCGGUUUUAGCACCUCACCAUAAUUUUCCUAUAAAAAGCCCUUAUUAUCGAGGCAGACCAUCUUAUGAUCUUUUCCUCGGUACGAUUAGUCUCACUACAUGA
Molecule: messenger RNA, 318 nt
Organism: Bipolaris maydis ATCC 48331
Lineage: Eukaryota; Fungi; Ascomycota; Dothideomycetes; Pleosporales; Pleosporaceae
Source: RefSeq, a predicted model, not a curated record